UCCCUCCUCCCGUCAGUCUGCCCCUCUUCCUUUUCCCAAAUCUCGUCGCCCUCCCCUCUCCGUCCGACCGUCCAACGCCGUCCGCCGUCUCCGUGAGACGCCGCCCUGCCCUUCGCCACGCUGCAUCAGUCGACGCCGGCCUUCCCUUCGAUUCUGAAUCAGUCCAGGACUCCAGGCUGCUCAGCGACGCAGCUCCGCCACGCCGCCGGUCACUUCGCUGUUCGUCCGCCGCCCCGAUUAAAUGGAAGCUUCACAGGAACAUACUCAACAAGCUUCAAAUGUCCCUCCAAAUGCAAAUCCAAAUGGAGAAGAAGAACCUCAAUCUCAGUCACAUACAGAAGCUACUGUUACUACAGGAAAGAAGAGGAAAACUUCUGAGAGAAAAACUUCUGAGCAAAGAUCUACUCGUUGGGCAGACUACACCGUGGUCGAGGUUGAAGUAGGGGAUCCUCCCAUUUUAAAGAAGAAAGCAAAAUGCAACCGAUGCGGCGCCUUAAUUGCAGCUGAUUCGUCUAAAAACGGCACCACUGGUUUGAAAAAUCAUACAGAGGUUUGUAAGAGAAAGCAUGAGGCAUCAGGUGGUCAAGCAAAGUUGAAUUAUCAACCUGUUCCCGGUGAUGGAAGUGGGGUGUUAUCAACUUGGAAGUUUAACCAAAAGGAAAGCAGGUUGGCUAUGUGUGAUAUAUUUAAUGUACAAGAAUAAGUUUUAGUUUAGCGGAUAAAUUGCUCUGUGUAUUUUCUGGAGACCAGAGUUCAAAUCCUCUAACUAGCAACUUAUUUAAAUUUUAUUUUUAAAAUGGGUAUUUCGGAUACCCAAAUUACCCAAUUGAUUAACCGAAGCGGGUAUUGGGUAACCGAACUCCUAAAACGGUUCGGGAACGGUUAUUGAAAUUUGACAAUUUCGGGUUCGGGUAACCGAAAUUUUGGGUACGGGUAACCGAACCCGAA
Molecule: messenger RNA, 948 nt
Organism: Salvia miltiorrhiza (redroot sage)
Lineage: Eukaryota; Viridiplantae; Streptophyta; Magnoliopsida; Lamiales; Lamiaceae
Exons: 2
Coding region: 242-703 (153 amino acids)
Molecular function (GO): DNA binding
Source: RefSeq, a predicted model, not a curated record